Messenger RNA from Ficedula albicollis (Collared flycatcher), 2796 nucleotides. RefSeq names its product collagen alpha-1(XVIII) chain-like. The transcript is spliced from 23 exons. The record is from RefSeq and is a predicted model, not a curated record. Lineage: Eukaryota; Metazoa; Chordata; Aves; Passeriformes; Muscicapidae. Bases 55 to 2529 code for a protein of 824 amino acids.
AGUGGGAUAAGCCAAGGACCCCCAUCCCGGGCAGUCGGGCGCCGAGGCUGCGGAAUGGGGUCCAGCAACCUCCCGCGGCUCCUCCGCGCCCUCUGCAUCGUCUCGGUGCUGGCCGGGUGCCUGCACCCUGCCACAGCCCAGUGGUUUUCCCUGGGCUCAGAGGACACCACCCCGGAUUCAGUCACCAGCCCCACGCCCUCCAGCCUGGAUGGGGAGGAAGACGCAGACGCCAGCGUGGAGCCCGUGGGGAAGCUGCUGCUGAGCGAACCUCCUCUGGCAACAGCCCCUAGACGCCGGGACCAACUCUUCAGAGGGGCAGCGAAGGGGUCAGGCCAUGCCCUGCCACGCACACGAGGCCAGCACCGACCCACGGCCGCCCCGGAGAUCUAUGAGGGGAGCGCAGUGGAAGAGGAGUUCCUGCAGAUCCAGACGACGGCGAAGGGGCUGUCCCGGAGGGUCCCUUCGGCCCCGGAGACGGACCCCGCCCUCCAGGUGCACAACAUCUCCGGCUGUGUCUGCCCCGUGCGCCCCGGCCCUCCCGGCCCUCCCGGCCCAAAGGGAGAGAAAGGUGACCGAGGGUUCCCUGGAGAGAGAGGCCAGCCAGGAUUCUUAGGAGAGAGAGGGAAGUCCGGCAGCCCAGGACAGCCAGGUCACCAGGGUCCCCGGGGCCCUUCGGGUCCUCCGGGACCACCGGGGCCCCCGGGACCGCCGGGCUUGGGAGCUCGGGGCCCACCCGCGCCUGCUGCCCUCCCUGAGAGAUCCGAGAACGAGCUGGGAGUCUCCUGCCCUGUGGGAAACCCAGGACCCCCAGGUCACCCUGGGCUGCCCGGCAUGCCCGGACCCCCCGGCUACCCAGGCCACGAUGGCCCCCAGGGGGCCCCUGGACAGGAGGGAAAGCCAGGACCCCCAGGUCCCCCAGGAGCUGUGGGGCCACCUGGUUUCCCUGGGGCUGAAGGACUUCCAGGAUCUCCAGGCUCAGCUGGGCCAGACGGACCCCCAGGGUCACCCGGACUCCCAGGGCCUCAGGGUCCCCCCGGGGUGCCUGGGCAUGAAGGACCUCCUGGUACCCCAGGAUCUGCAUCACUCCCUGGAAAACCAGGGCUCCGAGGGGAGCCAGGAUUCCCAGGACCAAAGGGUGAGAAGGGCGAGUAUGGGCUGCCAGGCAUGCCAGGGAGCCCUGGCCGGACCGGAGAGCCGGGGUCCCCGGGCAUGCCCGGCCCCAUGGGGCCACCAGGACCACCAGGGGACUACAGGUGUGACUCACGCCACCGUGGAUUGGCCGGGCUGAUGGGCCCCAAGGGAGAGAAGGGUGACCCUGGAGACCCGGGGUGCUGCUAUGGGGAACAUGGGUGCAAACCUGGCAACCUCCCCUUCCCCAGCACUGGCAGCCAGCCCGGCUCCUGGGGGUCCAUCAACAGGUACCAGACGGAUAGCAGAGAGGAACCAGAGAUUUAUGGAGCAAUCAUCCCCCAUGGUCUUCCAGGUCCUCCCGGGAACCCCGGCCCCCCUGGGCCCCCUGGCCCCCCCGGCCCACCAGGUCUCCUCUACCUCAAUAGGGUGCACCCCAUGCAUGCCCAACCGGCCUGCAAGCAGCCGGCAUCUGCAGACCGCAGCUGGCCAUCAGAUGCUGGUGUCCCUCAGACAGAGCCGCCGGACUCCCACGCUGAUCUGCGGAGCCAGAAGUGGGUUUUCAAGUCCAAGGAGCUAAUGGUGAAGGCAAGCAGAGCUGUGCCCGAGGGGAGCCUGGUCUAUGUGCGGGAGGGGAGCAGCGCCUUCCUCCGGACCCCCACUGGCUGGAGCCGCCUCCUGCUGGAGGAUCCGAAGUCAUUCUUGGCUGGUGAUGACCCUUCUGCCUCCACCCCGCAGUACCAGGAGGCAAAGAGGGUGCAGCCAAGAGGUCCCAACAUUCUGUCACCCAUGCAGUCUCCAACAGACUCACUGAUCCAGAAGGAGGAGGAGCAAGGGCUGUCCCAGAUUCUGCCAACCACCAUCGCCCCACGGAUCCCAUCUCUCCGCCUGGCUGCCCUCAACGUGCCCCUCUCCGGUGACAUGAGUGGGAUCCGGGGCGCUGACCUGCAGUGCUACCGGCAGUCACAGGAGGCCGGGCUCUACGGCACCUUCCGGGCCUUCCUGUCAGCCCCCACCCAGCAGCUGGUGUCCAUCGUCAAGAGGACGGACAGGACCCUCCCCAUCAUCAACCUGAAGGGGCAGCUGCUGGCCAAGUCCUGGAGCUCCCUCUUUGGGGGUCAAUCUGGUGCUGCCCUGCAGGGUCCCAUCUACUCCUUCAAUGGGCGCAACAUCCUGAUGGAUCCCCUCUGGCCCCAACAGCUAGCCUGGCACGGCUCCACACCGCGGGGUGGCCAUGCCCACCGGUGGGAUUGCCAGGGCUGGCGCAGCUCUGGCACAGCCCAGGGCAUGGCCACUGCCCUGAGUGAAGGCCGGCUGCUGGCUGGGCACCGGCACAACUGCUCCAUGCCGCUGGCUGUGCUCUGCAUCGAGGUGGCUUUUCCUUACCGGCACAUGUGGUGACAAUGGUGACACACCCAACCACGUGCUCCAGGCAUUCCUCCAGUCCUGUGUGGCUGGGGAAUGUUCCUGGGAGCACCAUGGGCAGUGUUGGAGCUGUGCCAGAGCACUGAAGGGACACCAGGUCCACAUCCAGGCUGUGCCAUGCCCAGCCCCAGCUGUGCCAUCCCACAGAUCCCUGUGUCAUGGGGCAGUGCUAGGCUGUGCCUGCAGCAUUCUACCCCAACUGGAGCGAACAGGAUCACCGCUCAGAAAUAAAGAUACAAAAAU